ACACACAGACACACACUUCUGUGAGCAGGUGGACGGACACACAGACACACAGACACACAGACACACACUUCUGUGAGCAGGUGGACGGACACACAGACACACAGACACACACUUCUGUGAGCAGGUGGACAGACACACAGACACACAGACACACACUUCUGUGAGCAGGUGGACAGACACACAGACACACAGACACACACUUCUGUGAGCAGGUGGACGGACACACAGACACACAGACACACACUUCUGUGAGCAGGAGGACGGACACACAGACACACAGACACACACUUCUGUGAGCAGGAGGACGGACACACAGACACACAGACACACACUUCUGUGAGCAGGUGGACGGACACACAGACACGCAGACGCUGCUCAUUUUCGGAGAGCUAUAAAUAAAAGAAGAAGAACGGGAUGUCGGGAGCUCACAAUGACACACCAAACAGAUUUUUACUUUUAUGCUAAGUGAGCCACCUGAAACAAAUCCCUACCUCAACCCAACAAGUGGACUUGAACACUGUGAGAAAAGGGGAGCAUUGGAAAUCUUCCUGUGGACGCCUGUUUAAACUGCAUUCAGCAAAGGUUUGCUGUGCUCAGUUGAUGCUUUCUAUCUCCAACCAUGGGAGAAUGGACCAUCCUAGAGCGCCUCCUGGAGGCUGCUGUGCAGCAGCACUCUACUAUGAUUGGGAGGAUCUUGCUGACAGUGGUGGUCAUUUUCCGCAUCCUGAUUGUGGCCAUUGUGGGGGAGACGGUGUAUGAGGACGAGCAGGCCAUGUUCGUCUGUAACACUCUGCAGCCCGGCUGCAACCAGGCCUGCUACGACAAGGCCUUCCCCAUUUCCCACAUCCGCUACUGGGUCUUCCAGAUCAUACUGGUGUGUACGCCCAGCCUCUGCUUCAUCACCUACUCUGUCCAUCAGUCAGCAAAGCAGAAAGACCGACGCUACUCCUUCCUCUAUCCCAUUCUGGAGAGGGAUUACGGGGGUAGGGACGGUGCACGGAAACUCCGCAACAUUAAUGGAAUUCUAGUUCAGCAUGGUGGUGAUGGUGGAGGAGUGAAGGAAGAACCUGACUGCCUGGAGGUGAAGGAAAUCCCCAACGCCCCCCGAGGCCUGACUCAUGGUAAAAACUCUAAGGUCCGUCGGCAAGAAGGGAUCUCCCGCUUUUACAUCAUUCAGGUGGUGUUUAGAAACGCACUGGAGAUCGGCUUCUUGGCGGGCCAGUACUUCCUGUACGGCUUCAGCGUGCCUGGGAUUUUUGAGUGCGACCGCUAUCCAUGUCUCAAGGAGGUGGAGUGCUACGUGUCGCGGCCCACGGAGAAAACGGUGUUCCUGGUGUUCAUGUUUGCAGUGAGUGGCAUCUGUGUGGUGCUCAACCUGGCUGAGCUCAACCAUCUGGGCUGGCGCAAGAUCAAGGCCGCCAUCAGGGGCGUCCAGGCCCGCAGGAAAUCCAUCUGUGAGAUCAGGAAGAAGGACAUGGCCCAUUUGUCCCAGCCGCCCAACCUGGGACGCACUCAGUCCAGUGAAUCAGCGUACGUGUGAACAUGAAGAGACGGAAAGGAGGACGUGUGGGAAGAAUGCGCAAGUAAAAAGAAAUGUGUAAUUUUAAUUUUGAUGAUGUGGAGAUCAAAGAAGAUGACCUCUGUUCUGUGAUGAUGGAAUGAAUCGAAUGUAAGAAAACCAAAUAUCCAACUCUAUGAUUUUGUAAGUCAAGAGGCAAAACAAGAGGAACAUUCUAAAAACCUGGGCACUCUUCUACAAAUGAACAUGAUUUUGACCUUUUUUUAAUCUAAUUACCUUUCCCUGUGCCCCGUUUUUCUUUCCAUGGGAGGAAUUAGAGGACAGGAAUAGAGAUGAGAAGAAGAAAGAAGAGAGAGGAGAGCUGAUGGGAGUUUAAAUUGGUGUUCGAUUCAUCCAAUGGUGCUUUUCUUCUGUUAGCCUCAAUGAAGAGGGAUGAAGGAUACGGGGUGGGACACGGACAUCAAGCCGAUGAAAGCAUCCUUAAAAAAGCCAUGAGAGACUUCAGAGAAUUACAGCAAGUUAGAGAGUGAGGAAGUGAAGGAGCAAGGGAGGAGCGAGGGAAAAGGGGGCACUUCUUCACUCCGCCAAGAGCUGCCUCUGAUUAUUGUCAGCCUCACCUCUGCUGGAACACUGUCAUGAGUCCAAACCUCGAGAAAAAGAUGGACUAUGUUUGUGUUUUGUCUCCUGGCAAAGGAUGACAUGAACACAAACACGAGGAAGUACCAUAAACACGUCCCUCUCCCCUAUCUCUGGCUCUCUCUGGCUCUCUCUGGCUCUCUCUGGCUCUCUCUGCUCUACAGCUGGCAGCGAUGUGGACCCCCGGGGUUCUGGAUGACAGUGAAGACCUUCGCCACACUCCUGCUACGUAAACUAUGGAGACGAACUAACGAACAACGGCACAAACAUGUGAACGUCCGUCUCUUCUGAAGCACAAACCAAACGUCCCUCCAGCAUUCCAGUGUGUGGAGAAACAAAGGACAGAUGGACAGAUUUCCACACAUUUUAUAAAGUACAGUAUCUCACCACGACUCAAGACAGAUUUUGUUUUUGAGAAAGUGAUGGUGCCAUCCCUGCGUUACAUAGAUUAUGAUCAUAUUAUUUAUCCAUUGAUCCAAAUAGAGUAUAUCCAAAUAGAUUUAUUUGUCUUGCGGGUGGAAAGGUUGGGACUUGUUGUUUUUUCACAUGUAAAUGUCUGUGUGUUAGUUUAAUGGGUACUUUGUCAAUUUAUCAACACUGACUUCAUACCAUCAUUUUCUUGGACUCUGGCACUUGCUAGUACACUUUAUUUCACCAUGUGCAGCCUUUUCUGGACAGAAAGUAAAGCACGUAAACUCCUUAGAGGAAAACCACGACUUUCUGCUGCCUCCAUCAGUAAGUAAAAAUGUGCUGUGACUUUUGGGUUUGAAACCAUUUGCCCAGAUUUACCUCAGUGACACAACUUUACUAAACACUGCAGCUGUAGACCAGCGUUUUCUCUAUGGAAUUUUGUGAGCUCUUACAAACUUCACUUUCCAGUCAGAAAAGACUGUCAAAUAGUGUGAUAGAUGAACAGUUGAACAUAAUCUUAAGCAUAUGUACAUUGUCUGUCCCUGCCUGCAGCCAUGCUGGCACACACACAGUCAAUGUUGAUAAUGUAGUGAGGCAGACACAUCAGUUGCAUGGCUUCUGGCAAAUAAGGCCUGUGAGCCUUUAAAAAAAGGCAUGUUUACAUGAAGCAUUGUUUCUUGAUGAAGCUGUGUAAAUAAUGAGUAAUAACCUUCGAGGGUGUGUAUAUUUUUUAUUGUGGGGG
Messenger RNA from Solea solea (common sole), 3308 nucleotides. It is a transcript of the gene gjd1b, whose product is annotated as gap junction delta-2 protein. The coding region runs from base 620 to 1540 and encodes 306 amino acids. The transcript has 2 exons. NCBI's taxonomy places the organism in Eukaryota, Metazoa, Chordata, Actinopteri, Pleuronectiformes, Soleidae. Gene Ontology annotation, biological process: cell communication. The record is from RefSeq and is a predicted model, not a curated record. Gene Ontology annotation, cellular component: connexin complex.